AUGGCCUCAACCGAGCAUGCUAUCUCCUUGCCUGAGAUACUCGAGAAUACCCUUCUCCAUCUCGACAUCAAAACCAUACUUACCUCGACGCUGCGCGUUUCCCGAGCAUGGCACGAUUUAAUAACUUACUCCCCUCGCCUUCAGAAACAUCUGUUCUUCCUGCCUGCACCGGAGUAUAAAACCCGAACCCGCAAUCCCCUGCUGGUUGAGCGCUUUCCUCUCUGGUUCCCUGAUCCAAUCUCAUCAGCCGAAACUACCUUCGUGCCAUCAUCUGACGAGCAAGAUUACAUGUGGAGACAUCGUGGUAGAUGCGAGUUUAACGAAUCCAGCUUCGAAAGUCUUCCUAUCUCCAAGGAGGAGUGUCAUGAUUCAUUUAUGUAUAAUCGCGCAAGCUGGCGUCGCAUGUUCAUCCAACAACCGCCCGUGCCACGACUUCCUUAUUUCCAUGCGCGAUAUUCCAGGGGAACGGUCCUGCGCACACUGUUUUUCACACAGGUGCCGCUUGACACACUAGAGGCGUCACCGUCUGAUACUGAGCAUAUCCCCGACUCGGAAGGUAUCCGCAUGGAUGCAUUUUAUGACAUGAUUAUGUGCAAGCAUAACAAUUUCAGGGCUGGCCGCAAUAAUGGCUGGGCUAUCAUUUGGGAUGACCCCGAUGGAAACCACUUCCUGCCGAAGCUUAUGCAAGACCGGAAACUGCCAAGCUACUUAACGUCGCAGAUGAAGGAAUCUCUAGAGGCAUAUGGCUUGUUCAUGUUUAGUGGGAACAACGUAGGAUGUAAACGCCCUCUUCACCAGUGGAUACCGGAAGAAAAGUAUCUAUUUCCAGGAAGAAAGGAUUAUGAAAUGCACCAGGUGCUUGCUAAACAGGAGAUCUUACGUUUGCAUCCAUAUCGAGAGUAG
This is a messenger RNA of Penicillium lagena, 903 nucleotides long. RefSeq lists its product as uncharacterized. Gene Ontology annotation, molecular function: protein binding. The record is from RefSeq and is a predicted model, not a curated record. The transcript has a single exon. The coding region runs from base 1 to 903 and encodes 300 amino acids. Lineage: Eukaryota; Fungi; Ascomycota; Eurotiomycetes; Eurotiales; Aspergillaceae.